AUUUAUGGCAUAAACCAUGGUGGAUCUGUGCUGGAAGCUGUCCGUCUGCUUUUUUUGCUGUCAAGUUGUCUCAGGAAGAGCUAAGAGGGAGGGGCAUUAUGUUGCUGCCGUGUACGAGCACCAGUCCAUACUGAGUCCUAACCCAACAGCCCUGGUUGAUCGACAGUCUGCGCUGGAACUCAUGGGCAGGAACCUAGACAUCUAUGAAGAGCAAGUAGCGGCUGCUGCAAGGCAGGGAGCACAGAUCAUUGUUUUUCCUGAAGAUGGAAUCCAUGGCUUCAACUUCACCAGAAGCUCCAUUUAUCCUUACUUGGAUUUUGUUCCGCAUUCACAUUCUGUGAAGUGGAAUCCAUGCAGAGAGACGCAUUUGUUCAAUGACACAGAGGUUCUUCAGCAUCUGAGCUGCAUGGCGCUGAAGAACAAAAUAUUCCUUGUGGCAAACUUAGGAACCAAGCAACCCUGUGAGCACAUUGAUCCUCACUGUCCAUCGGAUGGAAGAUACCAGUUCAAUACCAAUGUGGCAUUCAGUGAUGACGGUAUGCUGGUAGCCAUGUAUCGCAAACACAAUCUGUAUUUUGAAUAUGCUUUCGAUACCCCUCCGGAGCCUGACUAUAAACUCUUUGACACCCCUUUUGCUGGCAAGUUUGGUAUGUUCACUUGCUUUGAUAUACUCUUUUUUGAGCCUGCAGUGAACCUUAUCAGACAAUACAAUUUGAAACAAGUUGUAUAUCCGACUGCCUGGAUGAACCAGCUCCCGCUCCUGUCUGCUGUAGAAUUUCAACAAGCUUUUGCAACAGCUUUCAACAUCAAUAUUCUAGCAGCUAAUAUCCAUCACCCUACCUUGGGCAUGACAGGGAGCGGCAUAUACACUCCAGUCAAGUCAUUCAUCUACCACAACAUGGAAAGUUAUGGUGGCAAGCUCAUAGUAGCAGAAAUUCCUGUGAUUACCACAGAUUACAAAACCAAUUUGGAGAGUAAUGAAAGAUUCAGAGACAACUUACAUCACUCAUGCAAGACUUUUACAAGCGCGCCAAUGGAUGAUCAAGUUUGCUUUAAGGAGGGACAAGAGACCCCUGGCACAGUAUCAGAAAAAGGAAAUGAACAGUUACCUCCCGUAUUUUAUGCAGAAAUGAUGUAUGACAACUUUACUUUCGUUCCUGUAUGGGGGGGAAAAGGAGAGCUCCAGGUUUGUGCCAAUACCCUUUGUUGUUACUUAAGUUAUCAGAGAGCUGUUUUAACCGAUGAACUAUAUGCUUUGGGAGUUUUUGAUGGGCUCCAUACAGUGCAUGGCACAUACUAUGUCCAGGCCUGUGCAUUAGUAAAGUGUGGUGGUCUCAGCUUUAGCACUUGUGGACAGGAGGUUACAGAUGCCACUGCUCUGAUAGAUUUCCAGCUGUGGGGAAAUAUGAGUACCCCUUAUAUCUUUCCUUUACUGCUGACAUCUGGUAUUACCUUGGACUUUGCUGAUCACAUGGGCUGGAAAAACAACCACUAUUUCAUAAGCAAAAAUAGAACAUCUUCUGGCCUACUGACAGCUGCUCUAUAUGGACGAUGGUAUGAAAAGGACUAGCACAGAUACUUGGCUGAAUCAGAAAACAACUGCCCGUAUUUUCAGAGUAUAUAUCUUAACACAAGUUGUUGAAUAUCUGUACUGCCUAGAGCUUCAGGUAUGUUUGUUACAUGACUGACUGAUUAGAUUC
This is a messenger RNA of Pelecanus crispus (Dalmatian pelican), 1700 nucleotides long. It is a transcript of the gene BTD, whose product is annotated as biotinidase. Gene Ontology annotation, biological process: biotin metabolic process. Gene Ontology annotation, molecular function: hydrolase activity, acting on carbon-nitrogen (but not peptide) bonds, in linear amides. Lineage: Eukaryota; Metazoa; Chordata; Aves; Pelecaniformes; Pelecanidae. The record is from RefSeq and is a predicted model, not a curated record.